Mauremys mutica (yellowpond turtle) is the source of this 1998-nucleotide messenger RNA. RefSeq names its product erythroid membrane-associated protein-like. Gene Ontology annotation, molecular function: protein binding. The transcript is spliced from 8 exons. Lineage: Eukaryota; Metazoa; Chordata; Testudines; Geoemydidae. The coding region runs from base 231 to 1358 and encodes 375 amino acids. The record is from RefSeq and is a predicted model, not a curated record.
AUAGACGGGAAAGCACUCUGCCAUCGAUUUCGCAGGUCAUCACCAGACCCACUAAAUCAGCGCUUAGCUGGAAGUAUAGACAAGCCUAAAGGCAUGUGCCAUACUGUCUUGCAUGGAACAACGUAGGCACCUAAGCCACCUGACUGCAGGAGAGGGGUUCCCAGCUUUGGGUCACCAGCAGUGAGGGCUUCUCCCUCCAGCCCAAGGCACCAAACCCCUGAGAAAGGCAAAUGCCCCCAUUAUUGGCAUCUCCCAUUGGCUGUCUUUGGCAGCUGCCUACCUUGUGUGCUGGCUUUUGUGGAUCCCAUUCGAAUGGGCCAUCUCUUGCCAUUCAGUGUAUAGGGAGCCUUGACACACCUUUGGGGUUACCCAAGGUGUCUGGGGUCAAUGAUGACCACCUGCUUACAGUGGGAGCCUUGUCUGUGCCCACCAGAGGAAACGCUCCCACAGCUUCUGGCAACACCGGCACUCCGCUCUGGGCUCCGCAAGCCCCACCCUCUCUCUCUCUCUGCAGACUAGCAACUUACACACCCCAAUUUGAUACACUGAAUUGCCCAGUCCCUUGUCUUCUGGACACCUGCAAUGCACCAGUCCACUGCCUCCGUGGAAGCAGGGCACCCCAGUUCACUGGCUUCACCUCAGUUCAACACUUGUUAACACAAGAAAAACAUCUUUCAGAGAAAGUGGAACAUGAGGCAAUGGCAGAACAAACACGUGACAUAACCCAAAGAUUCACAGCCAAACUCCAGGCUGAGAUCAUUACAGGGUGGAGAAGCGCGCAGCUCUACGCAGUGGAUGUGACUCUGGAUCCCAGCACAGCAAAUCCCUACCUCGUCCUGGCUGAGGAUCGGAAACGUGUGACACACCGAGACGAGCGCCAGGAUCUGCCUGACAAUCCGGAGAGAUUUGAUACUAUGGCGGUUGUCCUGGGCGCUGAGGGAUUCCCGGGCGGGAGACAUUACUGGGAGGUGGAGGUUGGAGAAAAGAAUCUCUGGACUCUGGGGGUCUGUAGGGAAGAUGGGCGCAGGAAGGGGCAUAUUGUAUAUCUAUCGGAGAAUGGAUACUGGACAAUAUGGCAGCAUUCUGGGCAAUGCAAGGCCAAUACCUCCCCUGCGACCGUCCUGCCCGUGAGCGUCAGGGCCAGACGAUUGGGGAUUUUCCUGGACUAUGAGGCGGGCGAGGUCUCCUUUUACAAUGUGACUGACAAGACCCAUCUCUUCACUUUCACUGACACCUUCUCUGGGGUUCUCCGCCCUUAUUUCAACCCUGAAAACAAUAAAGGGGGCCCAAAUAGGUGUCCCCUGAUAAUCUGCCCAGUCCCAGCUCAGGCUGGAGGGAGUCUCUGUGCCGGACAGUGACACCCGCAGCAGAGACUGUCCCCUCCCAGCACUGACCAGCCCCCAGGCCUGUUCCCCUGGGGGGGAAGGGCAUUACCUGCCUUUCUCCUGCCAUCCCCUCCCCUCUCAGUUCCCAGCAUCAGGAAUAUUGGCAACCAAGCAGCCCUAGAGGGGGGAGCUGGCUGCAGAGGCAGAGGGGUGUGUGGGUGCUGUGCCCAAGGGUGGGAAGGAGGCUGCAGCAGCAGGGAGGGAAAAGCCCAGUUCACAAGAUGUGCAGGGUGGGGGAGAUGAGAGAGGUCUAUAAAAUCAUGACUGGUGUAGAGAAAGUAGAUACAGAAGUGGUGUUUACUACUUCUUCUAACACAAGAACUAGGGGUCACCAAAUCAAAUGAAGAGGCAGCAGGUUUAAAACAAACCAAAGGCAGUAUUUCUUCAUACAACGCACAGUCAACCUGUGGAACUCCUCGCCACAGGAUGUUGUGAAGGCCAAGAUUAUAAAAGGGUUAAAAAAGAACUAGAUAAGUGUAUGGAGGUCAGGUCCCUUAGGGGCUAUUAGCCAGGCUGGACAGGGAUGGUGUCCCUAGCCUCUGUUUGCCAGAAGCUGGGAAUGGGUGACAGGGGAUGGCUCACUGGAUCAUUACCUGUUCUGUUCAUUCCCUCU